UGCACACCUGCAGUGAAAAUAUUGGUGUAAUAUCUGAGUAAAAAGAUGAAAAUGAGUAUAGCCGAUACGUUUAGGGAAGGAGUGGUUUUCAUCACUGGUAGUACGGGGUUUCUAGGAAAAAUACUCUUGGAAAAAUUGUUAAGAUCUUGUGAUGUGAAAACCAUUGCGGUUCUCGUCAGGGGUAAGAAAGGAUUAGCUGCCAGUCAAAGAGUUGCGGAUAUCUUUAAACAAGCUACAUUUGAUCGCCUUCGUUUUGAAAAACCUGACUUCAUAACCAAGAUAAAAAUAAUUGAUGGAAAUUUAGAAGAACCUUCAUUAGGAUUUUCAACAGGCGAUCGUGAUUGGUUGAUAAAAAAUGUGAAUUUUGUCUUUCAUUGUGCUGCUACUGUCAGAUUCAAUGAAACUCUUCAGAUAGCAACAAAAAUAAAUAUUCAAGGAACAGAAAAUAUAUUAGAAUUAGCAACAAAAAUGACUAAUCUCAAGGGUUUUGUGCAUGUAUCAACUGCUUAUUCACACUGUCCAAGAAGUGAAAUUAAAGAACAAUUCUAUCCCGUUUCAAUAUCAGCUAAUGAAUUAAAAGAUUUAAUUAAACGAGGUGAAAACACACAGAAAAUUUUUUCAGUUGAUUGGCCUAAUACCUACACAUUCACUAAAGCACUUUCAGAAAAUGUAAUUUUAACAAAUGAAAAUCAAUUUCCGAUUUCAAUAUUUCGUCCUUCGAUUAUUGGAUGCACAAAAUGUGAACCAGAACCAGGUUGGUUAGAUAAUAUUAAUGGACCGUCUAGUAUUAUUGCUCCCCUAAUUGUCGGAUUUUUAAGAACAUUUCAAUUAUCCACAGAUAAAAGAACUGAUAUUGUCCCAGUCGAUUACACUGCAAAUGCACUAAUCAGUGUAAUGUGGAGUACAGUGAACAGACAUAACUAUAGUUACGAAAAGAACAAGGAACCAAAAAUUUAUAAUUACGUGUCUAGUGUUGACAGCCCAAUACAUUGGGAUAAGAUCAUACAGUAUACAUUUGAAACUUACCAUCAGGCGCCUCCGUUGGGAUCAAUGUGGUAUAUAUUUUGUAUAUUUUCUACCAAUCGAUGGUUCGUUGAUAUUUUAAGAUUUUUACUACACCGGAUACCUGCUGCGUUCGUAGAUUUAUUAUUCCAUAUUCGUGGUAAAAAUCCAAAAAUGCUGAAAAUGUAUAAAAAAUUAGAAAAUAUGACUGAUUUGCUUAAAGUGUUUACUACAAGUGAAUGGAAAUUCGACAACAGUAAUGUUCGAGAAUUAUGGUCGUCAUUGAGUCAAGAGGAUCGUGAAACAUUUUGGUUUGGUUUCGAAGAAUUUGAUUGGAAAUCUUAUAUAAAGUGUACUUUUUACGGGAUUAGAAAACACAUUUUACACGAAGACUUAAGUAACAUGACUAUAGCGUUAAAAAAAAAUCAAAAAUUAUAUUGGUGUCAUCAGUUGUGCAUUUUCUUUAUUAUUCACAUCGUAUUCAAAGUAUGUUGGAUAUUAAUAUUAUGAUCCAAUUAAAUAAAAGAAAAAUGCGCUUAAAGUACUUCCUUGUAU
Messenger RNA from Rhopalosiphum maidis (corn leaf aphid), 1557 nucleotides. RefSeq names its product fatty acyl-CoA reductase wat-like. Lineage: Eukaryota; Metazoa; Arthropoda; Insecta; Hemiptera; Aphididae. Gene Ontology annotation, biological process: long-chain fatty-acyl-CoA metabolic process. Gene Ontology annotation, molecular function: alcohol-forming very long-chain fatty acyl-CoA reductase (NADP+) activity. Gene Ontology annotation, cellular component: peroxisome. The record is from RefSeq and is a predicted model, not a curated record.